CAGACGAUAUAUAACACCUGAACAAUUGAACAAUACGACAUGUAGACCACAUGAUUACUGAUACAUUUCAAACCUUCGUAAAAAGUAGAGAAUACAUAACUAUAUAAAAUUAGUAAAGCAAUAGCUAUACCAAAAAAGGAGAGUAAAAUUAAUAAAAUGAAAAGGAUUGCUAUAAUAGGCGCCGGCGCUAGCGGGCUUACCGGAAUAAAAUGUUGUUUAGAAGAGGGACUCGAGCCCGUGUGUUUCGAACGCGGGGACUAUAUCGGUGGGCUAUGGCAUUACACUGGUGAAAGUCAGGAUAAUCAGGCGUGUGUGAUGAAGUCUACAGUGAUAAACACGUCGAAGGAGAUGAUGUGUUACAGCGACUUUCCUAUACCCGAGGAAUACCCUAUAUACAUGCACAACACGUGCGUGGAUCAGUACUUUCGCCAAUAUGCUGACAAGUUUCAACUCAAGAAAUACAUCAACUUUAAUACAGAAGUACUGUCAGUGACACCAACAAGUGAUCAUGAAGAAACUGGCGAAUGGGAGAUUAAAACGAAAUCUAAAACUUCUGAUGAAAAAGAAACUCACGUCUUUCAAGGCGUUCUUGUGUGUACCGGCCAUCACGCUGAAAAGAAUGUACCCGAAUUCCCCGGUUUGGAUAAGUUCAAAGGAAAGGUGACGCAUACACACGAAUAUAAAGAUUUCCAUGGUUACGAAGAUAAGAAUGUUUUAAUAAUUGGUAUAGGAAAUUCAGGCGGUGAUGUAGCUACAGAGCUUAGCCGUAUAUCUUCAAAGGUCUAUAUGAGCACACGUUCUGGAUCGUGGCUUUUUAAUCGUAUAUCUACGAAUGGUAACCCCGUCGACAUGACCAACACAACACGAUUCUAUCAGGGUAUAUUUGAUAUGUUUCCUGCGUUUGGUGAAGCGACUAUGGCCCUGCAGCUCAGCAACAGGUUCGAUCAUAAGAAGUAUUGUCUGCAGCCAAAGCAUGGUCCACUGUCUGCUCAUCCUACAGUGAAUGAUGAACUUCCAAACAGAAUAGCUGCAGGUGGUGUAAUCAUAAAAGCUGACGUUGCUAAGUUUACAGAGACUGGCGUAGAGUUUGUAGACGGUACUACAGUCAACGAUUUAGACUGUGUUGUUUUAGCUACGGGUUAUAUAUUUGGUUUCCCAUUCAUAGACAAGUCUGUCCUAGAAGUAAAAGAUAACCGAGUUAAUCUCUACAAAUGGAUGUUUCCACCAGACAGGACAAAACAUACCCUUGCAAUCAUCGGUUGUGUUCAACCAUUUGGCGCAAUAAUGCCUCUUUCAGAGUUACAGUGUCGCCUUGCGACCCGUGUUUUUAAGGGUAUUACAAGACUACCGGAACGCUCAGAAUUAUGGCGGGACAUCAGAGAAAAACAGGAUGCCAUGGCCAACAGAUACAAGAAAUCACAACGUCACACUAUUCAAGUAGACUUUAUACAGUUUAUGGAUGACCUCGCCAAGUUGGUUGGCUGCAAACCGGACUUAAAGCAACUUUUACUGAAGGAUCCUAUAUUGGAUAUUAGAUGUAUAUUUGGGCCAUGUACGCCUUACCAGUUCCGUCUGACGGGACCAGGUAGAUGGACAGGUGCCCGACAAGCGAUUAUGACUCAAUGGGACAGGACGUAUAAGCCGCUCCAAACGAGACCAUGUGAUGCAAGGUCAUACAAAUUCAUCGCAACAGUAUACUUGUUAAUUGCCCUUGCUGUUGUGAUAUUUUUGUAUUUUGCUGUAUAAUCAGAAGCAUUACAAUAACUAACUUAUCAUUUACUUGAUGAACGGUAAAUAAAAUGGAAGACAGAUAUUUUGUUCUGGAACAUUUUAUUUUGUUUACGUACAAUAAUAAAUGUGUUUAGCAACACAGGCAUUUAAUGCUAACUCUCUUUCGAGAAUCGAACAUAAAACAAUUGAAACGAGAUAAUAUUAAUGUUAAAAAACUUUAUAAGAAUAUUUCCUUAUAGCCUUUAAAAUUAUGCCUGUAGGACUAAGCUGUAAUCUGGCGCUUUGUUGUAUGAAAACAUGUGUAUAUAGAUAAAAGAUUAUAUGUUCGGAUUUUAAAUACAUCUGUAUCACUUCAUUAAGAGAUAGGUCCUCUCGUGUUUUUCUCCGAAUAGUUAGUUCAUUAUUUGCCCCUUUGCUCAAAGGUACAUUUCUAACAAAAACUCGUGCGGAACAAUGCAUUAAGUCUGAUUUAUUUCUGGCUUUCCAUGUUGGCUAUAAACAUUGUAUAUGUUUAAUGCUAAAUAGAAUUUAUGUUAUGUUAUGUUAUGUUAUGUUAUGUUAUUUAUUACUGGCUAAUAAAGCUGGGGGAUGUGGGUUAAUUCAAACUUUCUGGUGAUGCCAACAUUUAAUGAGCAAUUGUUACGCAAUUAACAAAACACUUCUUUAUAAUCGAUUGCUUGAUCCAGCCACAGUAGUCUUGAACUUACGAAUUCUACGUUGACAUCUCGUCAUUGCUAGCUUAGUAGCCUGUAUAUGAAGUCUAUACAAUUGACUCAUUCUCGUAUUUGUAGAAUAUAUAUAUAUACAUA
Messenger RNA from Ruditapes philippinarum (Manila clam), 2540 nucleotides. RefSeq names its product flavin-containing monooxygenase 5-like. The record is from RefSeq and is a predicted model, not a curated record. Gene Ontology annotation, molecular function: N,N-dimethylaniline monooxygenase activity; NADP binding; flavin adenine dinucleotide binding. The transcript has 5 exons. Bases 157 to 1746 code for a protein of 529 amino acids. NCBI's taxonomy places the organism in Eukaryota, Metazoa, Mollusca, Bivalvia, Venerida, Veneridae.